AGGAAUAAACUUUUACCUUAACCCACGAAUUUGAGGGCCUUAUCUCAGUUAUCUGCUUCAACUCUGUUCUUUCGUUGCCACCAAGAAGUUGAGAACUGAGAAGAACUCACUCUCCUUCUUCGACCUUGAGAUUUUGAAUGGCGCACUCUCUUUGUUUUGCUCCUAUUUGUUCCUUAAAGUCCUCGAACCGACCAGGAGUAGUUACUGGAAAUUCGGUUGUUCGAAAAGCUUUUCCGAUAACAGAAGCAUGCCAGAAUGCUAAAGCUCGAAAAUUUCAGUCUUUGGAGGUUAAGGCUGCGGAAGACAACAGUCAAAGCACCACAAAAACAAAGACCAUUGUUUGUCCUGACUGUGACGGAAAUGGUGCAAUCUUAUGCACUCAAUGCAAAGGCACUGGAGUUAACUCGGUAGACCACUUCAAUGGACAAUUUAAAGCUGGUGGAUUAUGUUGGCUAUGCAGGGGUAAAAAGGACAUCUUGUGUGGAAAUUGUAAUGGGGCUGGCUUCAUUGGUGGAUUCAUGAGCACAUUUGAUGAUUAGAAGAUUGCCUACAUUGAAUUUUUGAAGAUUCCCCAUGGCUAAAGGAAGAGAAAAGCAAGUUGGAAUCCGUUUGUUCAUUUUCUUUUUUGUUGUAUGUGUGAUCAAUGUUAUAGUACUCUACAGCUGUGACAAUAAGAUUUUGUUUGAGUUCAUGAUUGUUCCUUGGUCGAUUAAAUAAACUUCAGGUUCUGUAUAAUUAGUAUAUGCAAUUUGGAAGAUGUUCAAUUGAUAUUUGAUAAUCACUUUUCAAUGUCAGACUAAUAGUUUGAA
Molecule: messenger RNA, 809 nt
Organism: Arachis ipaensis
Lineage: Eukaryota; Viridiplantae; Streptophyta; Magnoliopsida; Fabales; Fabaceae
Product: protein BUNDLE SHEATH DEFECTIVE 2, chloroplastic
Cellular component (GO): protein folding chaperone complex; chloroplast stroma
Molecular function (GO): protein folding chaperone
Source: RefSeq, a predicted model, not a curated record